UCCUUGUAUUAGGCUACCCCACAUGCAAGCAAAGUGCCACCCCAUAUCUCUAUCUCUCGUGAAAUUUGAGGUGGAAACUUGCCACCGAACUCAUAUCCACCCCCACCCCCACUCCAAAAUUACCUGACUCGCAUAUUUACUCUUCAACUCUGUUUAGAUUUUGAUUUGUUCACUCAAUCUUGAACCAAUCUUUUACUAUUACCGUUUUCAGCUCACAUGAUUGGUUCAGCAUUUCUUGUCCUGUUACUGUGAUGCUGGAAAUUAUCACGUGAUUUUUUAUAGCAAAUUGAUUAUUAUAUGUACUACUUCUAAGUUCUAUUGUUGAUCUAAUCUGGGAGUUUAUAGCUGAGUAUAGAGAUCUGGUUUUAUUGGGUCUAUCGUUUUGGUUUUCUUUCUCUGGUGUUGGAAAAUGGGUGGUUCAGAAGAGAGAGUGGUGGCUGUGAUCAUGGUGGGUGGCCCAACUAAAGGGACCAGAUUUAGGCCAUUGUCACUUAAUACUCCAAAGCCCCUUUUCCCAUUGGCUGGACAGCCAAUGGUUAAUCAUCCUAUAUCUGCUUGUAAAAGGAUACCGAACCUAGCACAGAUCUACCUUAUUGGUUUCUAUGAGGAGCGCGAAUUCGCACUGUUCGUCUCUUCGAUAUCUAAUGAGCUCAGAGUUCCUGUCAGAUACUUGAAAGAGGAUAAGCCACAUGGUUCGGCAGGUGGACUUUAUAACUUCAGGGAUCAAAUCAUGGAAGAGAGCCCGUCACACAUCUUUUUGCUGAAUUGUGAUGUUUGCUGCAGUUUUCCUCUUGCAGAGAUGCUAGAGGCUCACAUGAGCUACCGUGGGAUGGGAACCAUUUUGGUGAUCAAGGUUUCGCCGGAGUCAGCAAACCAGUUUGGGGAACUUGUAGCUGAUCCCGUUACAAAUGAAUUGUUGCACUACACAGAGAAGCCUGAAACUUUUGUGAGUGACCGUAUCAACUGUGGGGUUUAUAUAUUUACCCCUGACAUCUUUACCGCCAUUCAAGGCGUGUCCUCCCAAAGAAAAGACCGAGCUACCUUAAGGCGUGUAUCCAGUUUUGAAGCACUUCAACCAGCAAACAGAAGUCUCCCGUCAGAUUUUGUAAGACUGGAUCAGGACAUUCUAUCACCACUUGCUGGAAAAAAACAGUUUUAUGUGUACGAAACCACAGAUUACUGGGAACAAAUCAAAACUCCCGGAAUGUCCCUGAAAUGCUCAGGAUUGUACCUCGCCCAAUUCAGGCGCACCUCACCAGAUCUCUUGGCUAGUGGAGAUGGCACGAAGAAUGCUGCAAUUUCUGGCAACGUUUAUAUUCAUCCAUCAGCAAAAGUCCAUCCAACUGCUAAGAUCGGUCCCAAUGCUUCGAUUUCAGCGAAUGCUAGGAUCGGAGCUGGUGUGAGGCUUGUCAACUGCAUUAUUCUUGAUGAUGUCGAAAUCAAGGAAAACGCGGUGGUGAUUCAUGCGAUCGUUGGAUGGAAAUCUUCGAUCGGAAGGUGGUCAAGAGUCCAGGCCUCGGGAGACCACAACGCGAAGCUUGGGGUCACCAUUCUAGGUGAAUCAGUGACAGUGGAAGAUGAAGUUGUGGUGAUCAACAGCAUUGUUCUUCCAAACAAGACCAUGAAUGUCAGUGUUCAAGAGGAAAUUAUAUUGUGAGAUCUUCUGUCAAAGCUCAUGUAUACUAAUUAUGUGACAUAUUGAAUUUCCAUUUCUAGAUCAAUUAUUCAUAUCUGUUCAUUGACCUCUUAUUGCAAGAAGGUGUAUUUUAUGGUUGGAAUAAAUCGCUUCGUAUGUUACCUUGCA
Messenger RNA from Salvia hispanica, 1804 nucleotides. RefSeq lists its product as uncharacterized. The record is from RefSeq and is a predicted model, not a curated record. Lineage: Eukaryota; Viridiplantae; Streptophyta; Magnoliopsida; Lamiales; Lamiaceae. Gene Ontology annotation, biological process: biosynthetic process.